Homo sapiens (human) is the source of this 860-nucleotide messenger RNA. RefSeq names its product LSM10, U7 small nuclear RNA associated (gene LSM10). Gene Ontology annotation, cellular component: nucleus. The record is from RefSeq and is marked validated. The coding region runs from base 167 to 538 and encodes 123 amino acids. Gene Ontology annotation, molecular function: RNA binding; histone pre-mRNA DCP binding. The transcript has 2 exons. Lineage: Eukaryota; Metazoa; Chordata; Mammalia; Primates; Hominidae.
GCACUCUGCGCCCGGAGGACAGAGCGGCCCGGUCGCCGGCAUGGUUUCUCCGUCCUGCUGCAGCCGGCGGGAGGCAGCCAGUCCAGGCGCCCGCUAGCUUCGGCGGCGACCCAGACGGGGAAAGCGGAAGGAAUGUCGCGUGCAAGCAGGCAGCUGGUGUGGAAGAAUGGCGGUGAGCCAUUCAGUGAAGGAGCGGACCAUCUCUGAGAACAGCCUGAUCAUCCUACUGCAGGGCCUCCAGGGCCGGGUAACCACUGUGGACCUGCGGGAUGAGAGCGUGGCCCACGGACGCAUAGACAAUGUCGAUGCUUUCAUGAACAUCCGCCUGGCCAAAGUCACCUACACGGACCGUUGGGGGCAUCAGGUCAAGCUGGAUGACCUCUUUGUGACAGGCCGCAAUGUCCGCUACGUCCACAUCCCAGAUGACGUGAACAUCACCUCGACCAUUGAGCAGCAGCUGCAGAUUAUCCAUCGGGUGCGAAACUUUGGUGGCAAGGGCCAAGGCCGGUGGGAAUUUCCCCCAAAAAACUGUAAGUGAGGCCCUCAGCAAGCCCUGGCCCCAACUCGGAGUCCUCCAGUGAUCUCCGGAGCUAGUUCCCUGCCCUCACACCCUGUCUGGUACCCGAGAAGAAAGCAGGGCCAGGCCAGAAGCUGGUGUCCAACAGACACCACCUGUCAAAGCUGCCUUUCACAGGGUUCCACCUCCCAGACUCACUCUGGGACCCAGAAUCCUAUAUGUGGCCUUGGGGUAGGUGACAAUCCCCCUUUUUGAUGAUCUGAAUCUCUGACUUAUUGAUUAUGGAACCUGUCAAGUAGUUUUCAACUCUCCCAGUGAGGAUAAUUAAACAUGCUCAGCCUGA